Messenger RNA from Boeremia exigua, 3306 nucleotides. RefSeq lists its product as uncharacterized. The transcript has 8 exons. Lineage: Eukaryota; Fungi; Ascomycota; Dothideomycetes; Pleosporales; Didymellaceae. The record is from RefSeq and is a predicted model, not a curated record. Gene Ontology annotation, molecular function: acyltransferase activity, transferring groups other than amino-acyl groups. Bases 1 to 3201 code for a protein of 1066 amino acids.
AUGGCAGCGCAUUUUGAGAUUGCAGAAGCAAAGCCUGUAGAUGCUGAAGCAAUAGCGUCACUCUUUGCACUUUCGUGGGUCUCACCUUUCACCAGAUUGCAGUUUGGCGAGAUCGAUCCAACGGAGCUGGCGACCUCCAUGGCACCCCGCAUUGCAGAGCAGAUAGUAAGAGUGAGCUCAAAAUUUAUCGUGGCGCGUCACGUGGAGACGGGUAAUAUUGCAGCUAUUGCGCAAUGGACAACGCCUGUGGAAACGGACUCCAAGCAGGAGUUGGAAGAGGACCGCGACGAGCGCCAGCAAUUUGAAGAUGAAGCAUAUAGACGCGGUUUACCUGAAAGUAGCAACAAGGAUCUUGUCAUGGCGUUUACACUGGGAUUGCGACAAUUGAGGGAGGACACCUUGCAAGGACGAAAGCAUUACCUUUUGGAGAAUCUGGCGACGCACCCUGAUUAUCGCGGCAAAGGCCUAGCGAGCCAAUUAGUCGAGUGGGCAUCGUCUCUUGCAGAUGAACAGCAGGUGCUGGUGUACCUGGAUACAGCGAGCGACAAUCCUGCUGGCCGAUUGUACAAGAAGCUUGGUUUUGAAGAGCAAGGCAGGAACACCAUCAGCGACCUUACCAACUACGCUGCCACCGAUACUCUCAAAAGGCUUGGUUGUGGGUCUGAGCAUACGCACGUUGCCUUUCUGCGCUUUCCACGCUUACAAGUUCAACUCGACCGUGCAGUCAAUGACGACGAUUACGGUGAGGAGGAAACGACAUGCCAUGAUCCAGACUCCGAGCCUGUGCCGCCCUUGGUACAAUACACACCAGCGUUUGCUGAAGCUGAAGCGCUGAUCCGGUCCCUUGUGCGAAACAUCCACGGUCACAUCUUGAAAGAGGAACAAGACUCUGAGUCUACAUACAUAGCAGAACGAACAAUCGCAGUAGAGAGUCCCGCUUAUUCGCCAGCGUAUGUCGUCGGCAUCUCAGGCAAUUCGGGCAUCGGGAAAUCUACCCUCAUCAACGCGAUUCUGGGCAUCAUAUCUCUGUGUCCUACGAGUGAGAACGAUGCCGGGACACUCGUUCCGAUGGAGCUUGUGCAGGCUCCAGAUGACCAAAUACGACCGUUCGCAGCGCAUGUUGAGCUUUUUUCUCUCGAAAGCUGUCUUAACAUGAUAAAAUGGGCUGUGAAAGAUUACUUCCAUAGUUUCGUCAGCUCCGAAGCUGACGCUGACGAUGGCCAAGAUGUCGAUCGCGGCUCUCCAGCACUCAAAAUCCUUCUAGCAGUAUUCUGCGGCUGUGAAGGCUUCGAAGAUGGAGACUCGACCAGCGAAACCCUUGGAGAGCUUCAGUCAGAAGACGAUCCACACAUCUUGGGCAAGCUGCUGAACUUAACGCGAGAUAUCUACCGGCAACUGGCAGCCUACAUCGGGAAAGGCCCGCUCCUUGCAGGCACUGCUGAAGAGCUUGCCGAGACUAUCGAGCCGUUCAUACAGACAGCGGCUUCACCAAUGAUAGAUGUCGGAUGCGACACUUAUCUUGAAAGUUCAGUCUGGCCUUUCGUUAAGCUUGCGAAAAGAAUCACGGAUACCAACCGCUACCGUGUCCGUGCUACAAAAGUAUACUUGCGUAAAUGCAACUUCAUUCUGGUCGCUCACGCAAACACUCGAGCGGGUGAUGACCCGGGCUUCAAGUCCAAUGUCCUGGCAUUACAGAAAAUCGGAAAUGCCAAGAAUGUCAAGGUGCCAUACACUUUAGACGAACAAGGUCGUUUGAAGUCUAUCGAAGACCACGAAAAGCUCGUCAAAGCCGAGCAGAAGCAACUUACAGCUAACCUGAAGAGUGCAAAGAAAAACUCUCUUAGCGACCUGGUCGACGAACUCCAGCGUAAGGAGAAGUUGUACAAGCUACACUUACAACAUGCAGAUAGUCUCCGCAGGCAGACCGUGGUAGCUGCUCGUGUACGUCAGGUCAGGUCAGAGCUACAGACAUGGUUCCGGAACAAGACCAAAGAUUCUAGUGACUUGCUUGUAUUCUGCGUCAGCAGUGAGCAAUACCUGAAGCAUGUUCAGGAUUACGCAUUAUUGAGUCCUCCGGAUCUGCCGUUAGAUCUCACCGGUAUACCACAACUUCGGCACUUGAUCCUCACACUACCGGGCAGACUUGGGAAGAAGGAAGCUUUGGUACACCAUUUCACGAACGUAGUACCAGGACUACUCAACGCCAUCUCGCUAUCCUGUGCAGGGUUCAGGCCAAUGAUGAAACGGGAGCAUCUUGCUAAGAUCAUAAAAGAGACAAGAUUGGAGAUCCCUUCUCAGUAUCGUCGCGCUCGACAAGAGUUUUGGACAUCGUCUGUGGCCACAGUCCUGAGCAAGAUUGAGCUAUCCGAAAGCGCCUGGCUCGACAAGGCGGCCAAGUUAAUAGCUCGAUGGACGAAGCCUGCCGACUGGAAGCCCAUCAGCUUUUACACGUUCUUGCGGCACGAGGGUGCUUGGAAGACUCCAUCUUGCGGCCGCGCGGACUGGAACCAGGAAUUGUUGGCUCUUGCGAACGAGAGCUUGCGCCCAGAUUUCGAUGCUCUUUGCGACAUUGGCUUGAAAUCGUUCCGAACCGAGAGACUGCAAACGUUGUCGGAGACACUCUAUGACAUGGAGAAAGACAUUAAGUCUAACCUGGACUCAAACCAGUUCGGCGCAUUCCACGACUUCUUCGAUAACCUCGGCAAACAGAGACGUGGCGUCGAGAUUGCUAUCAAAGAAGCCACUGCAACUUUGGAAACCAAGCUUCGCCACCUUUUCCACGACUCGCUCACGAGUGGAGACACCAACCCGUUCACGAAGAAGAUGAGUUACAUCUACGGUCUGAGUUUUCACGCUUCCCCCACCAAGACCAUGCGCACAAAGCAUCAGAUUCGCACACACACCUUCAGGGAAAAGGUACUUCAGCCAAAACUCGGUCCGUACAUGGAAAUCAAACAUCACGUUGAGAUCAACAUCGACAGCUACCUUCUAAAGCUUGAGACGGAUCUGCUUGAGAAGUGCGAAUCGGUGUUCGAGCACAUCCUCCAUGACUUCAACAAUGUAUGUCCUCAACGCGCUGACGACACUCCCGGAGCAACAAAGAGAAGAGCUGCUCUGGGUAAGAUUGUCGAACAGGCGAAAGGAACAUUGGACGGCAAUAUCAGAAUGAAGUUGCUAGAGUGUGGUCUCGAGCUUGACUGAGGUCUUGCGCGGUUGCAGUACGCUUACGUGGUAGCGUAGGGUGUGCAUAUACAGUACAGAUGAGGUCUCGGGUAUAGGAAUCUCCUGUUUGGGUAUCAGAGCGGG